Haplochromis burtoni (Burton's mouthbrooder) is the source of this 13024-nucleotide messenger RNA. RefSeq names its product intersectin 2a (gene itsn2a). Gene Ontology annotation, molecular function: protein binding; calcium ion binding; guanyl-nucleotide exchange factor activity. Bases 293 to 6937 code for a protein of 2214 amino acids. Lineage: Eukaryota; Metazoa; Chordata; Actinopteri; Cichliformes; Cichlidae. The record is from RefSeq and is a predicted model, not a curated record. Gene Ontology annotation, biological process: intracellular signal transduction; positive regulation of Rho protein signal transduction. The transcript is spliced from 3 exons.
GUGCUCUUCUGUGACGUCACUUCCAUAACAGUGCUGUGCAGCGUCUAUAGUCUCCCUCCUGAAAUUCAGGGAUUUCAACUCCGCUGCAUCCUUCAAACGUUGUGCCGCAAAGAAGUGCGUAGUUUUACCAAGUGAGAACCACGGCCGUGUGAAUGUUGUGCACACUUUGGGGCUACAGUGUAUCCACACGGUCUCUUUGCUACUUGGAUGACAGCAAAGGGACCAGAGCAGGUACCAGACAUGCUGGAUAUGCUGAUGUUGGGCAGAGAAUAGGGGGUGCAAAGAUACGAAAAUGGAACUGAAGAUGGAGGACACCAACCCAAAUAGACUGAAGGACAGCAAAAGGAUGGAUGCCAACACUGUCUGGCAAUGGCGGAUUAUGCACGUAAAAAAAUACUCAAGAAGCCCCGAACCAUUCCAUUACAGCAAUAAAAUUGGAUUAGAUUUUAAUGUUGGAUCCACGGCACAGAAACUGGAUUUACAAUUACUGACAAACGGGGUCAUGCUUGAAAUCUGUGACUUUGCUAAAAUGGUUACAAAGGGUAAAAGCCACUUUAUCAUGAACAUUCUGGAGAACAAUUUUGAUCUUGGUUUGGAAAAUGAGCAACAACGGAUUCAUUUUAGAGCUCAGAUUUCAAACAAGCUCAAGGACCUGAUGAGGAGGCCUCCUAAAGAAAAACUUGACAUUGCUGCUCUUUUUGGUUCUUCUUUUGUGCCAGUGUGUGCCAGAAGCAUCAAAAAAGAACCGAAUGUGGGAGCCGAUUGCCAGUAUUUCAGUUUCCAGGUGAAGAAAGAAGAUAAUGGUAGACAUACAAGCAAAAUUCCUUGCUCACAAACAUCUGAAAAAAAGAUUGACCGACUACAUGCUGAUGUCAGCGAUGAUGAAGAGGAAAUUGAGUGCUUAGGGGCGCAGUUAAAAGAAGAAAUCAGAGGAGAUGUUCUCCCAUUUUCAUACCCUUACUGUGAAGAAAUUGGUUUGCGCUUUGAAAGUGGUGCAAAACAAAGCCUUGAUCCAGGUUUAUUGACAAAUGGUAUGAUGGUAGAACUGGUAGACUUUACUAGAGUACUGAUUGCAUCCUACAGCUCUAUUAUUCUCAGUGUCCUGAAGCAUAAUUUUGAACUUGACCUUCAAAAUCAACAGGACAAAAAGCAAGUUUUGUUCAGCGUGUCCCAACUGUUGAAAAGGAGAAAAAAACUUAAGAGCACUGGUACUAAAAUAAGUCCACAUUUUAAGAAUGAGCUGUUUUCCUUUGAGACAAAUCCCUUUAAAAGAGCUCCUACACAGCUGACUAUGGAAGAACUUUUAUACGAGAGCUUGAAGAAAAGAAGAAAAUACAAUUCAAAAGCAAAUAUGCAAAAUGAAUGUGACAUGGAAGAAGAGACAAUGGAAACGGAAAGUAACAUGUGGAAGCUGCGUGCUAACCGUGUGAAACAAAUCCUGUUGGUACUAGACAAAGAGUACUGUACAUUCUUCAGGCCCAAUAAAGCAAAUUUGGAAUUCAAUAUUGGGUUUGGGCCCAAGAAAAACUUGAGUGGUGACUAUCUGACCAAUUCUGUUCUGUAUAAAGUUGCUCGAUUUGCCUUGGCAAUGAAUUCAUCCCAGCAGGAAUUCAUCAUGGAGAUUCUUGAGAAGAACUUUGACUUAGGCCUGAAGAACAAGUCUUAUAAACCUACCUUUGCAUGUGAACUCAUGAGUAGAGUAAGACAGCUUCAGAAAUGCGAGGUUCCGGUCAAAUUCUCUAAAGAAGUUUUUGAACUUCCUCGUCCUGUUCCAUCAUUCAGAAUGACAUCUCAGAGAAUGGACAUUGUUAGCCCAGACCUCAGCAGCAGAUUGAGUGUGAAGGAAUCUGAUAUCGCUCCUUCAAAUUCUCCUGACUCACAAGCUGAAACUAAACUAAGUCCAAAUGAUGUAACUACAACUGAGUUACCAGUCCAUCUACAUGAAACUGAACCCAAGCCACAUACUGAAACCAAACCUGAAAUAAAGUCAGAGAAAAAUGUCUAUCCUUAUCACUUCUGCAAGGAGAUUGGUCUGAAACUUCAUGUCAGCUGCAGUCAACAAAAACACAAACUUGACAUCAGCAAACUGACCAAAGGAGCAAUGAUGGAAGUAACAAACUUUGCUGAAAAGUUGUGUGGAACAUUUGAGCAGAUUUGUCUGGAUGUUCUCAGACACAACUUUGAGCUUGAUUUGCAAAGUGUCGAUUCAGAACUUGCAAGAAAUAUUCUUGCACACAUUCCGGCUGCAAAUGAAGAAAGAAAUCUUGUGACCCGUGUAACCCAUGGGAAAUCGAAGCACCCAAAAAGAGAUUACCCAAUUCUCCCGACACUGAAUUGCCAGAAUAACCCAAAUACAGAAGCAUGUAGAGCUGAUUCUACUGAGGAAAAUGUACACAAAGAUGUAAGCAGUACCACUGACACUGAACAACAAGAUGACCUCAACUCAGCGCUGUGGAAAUUGAGACGUAUUCAAAUUCAGCACAUCCUCUCAGUACCUCAUGGAGAACACUGCCCACUUUAUUCUUACUCUAGAUGUAAGAAAUUGGGCAUCGACUUUAAUGUAGGAUCUGGAAUAAAACUAAAUCUUGACCCAAAGUUACUUACCAAUGGCAUCAUGGUUGAAGUUAACACGUUUGCCGAAGCAAUGUUGUCAUCUACAAAAGAUUUCAUCACAGCAAUCCUGGAGUACAACUUUGAUUUAAAUUUGAACAGCGAGGCAAGUCGCAAUGCCUUUGGAAAGAAGCUUAUGCGAAACUCUGGAGCAAUGAAGACAAAGAAACUAGCUGCAUCUCAGAAGAAAAUACUUUUUCAACUGCCUGACUCAAAAUCUGUAGAUGAAUAUACUCCAUAUUGCCCCAAAUGUUAUCAAGACAGAAUUAAGCGUCAUCAAGAUAAAUCGCAGUCUGGUCGUGUCCCUGAGCAGCCCCAAACUGGGUCAGAUGUUUGUGCUGAUGCAAAGGCAGAAAGUACUCAAAAUGAUCGAACCUCUAUUUCUGCAGCAACAAGAAAGACUAUAAUGAGCUGUUACCCCUCAUGCAGGAAAAUGGGUUUAAGACUCCGCGUGAGUAAAGCACACCGUAAACGUAAACUCGAAACACGUGCUUUGACCUGGGGUGUUAUGUGUGAGGUUUAUUCUUUUGCCAGGAAACUGAGUGGAACAAAGCAUAAACUUGUCAAUGAUAUUCUUGAGCACAACUUCAACUUGGACAAACAGACUCUAGACCUCAAUCCUUCAAUGUUGUUCUGUAGAGUACAGCCACGAGAAGGAGAGCAUGCCUGGUUCAGUGAUGUUUUUGUUAUUCAGGCACCUCGCAAAUGUCCUGUUAUUGGGGUUAAAAGGGAAGGACAAUCCACCACGCAGACAAAUGAAUGGAAAGAAACGAUCAGAAAAAGACAGCUGGACAUGCAGGCAAAGAAGAAAAGGGCCAUGGUGUCAAGUGAUUAUGCCAAUGAUAGUGUAGGAAGGAUUGGAUUUGAUGAAAUGGGUUUGAGUCUAGACGAAACAGUUGGAGUGGACUAUUGCUACAUGUGUCCUAUAGAAGCAGACACACUCACAGAUUCAGAAAACAGCGGGAAUGAGGAUGACAUAGAAAACCCAACAUCAUCUUGCAUCUCUGCUCCUUUCCAUACCACCACUGAUAGUUCCUUCAGUUCAGCAAUCGUAGACACAGAUAUGGACCUGCCAUCUCCAAGUCAGCCAGAUGAAAGUGGGCUGCUAGAAUAUGAAGAGGAGGAAGAGAUUCCAACAGAUGUACCAAAUGAAUUUGACAUGAAAGAAGAGGAAAAGGAAAUGGAGAGUAACAUGUGGAAGCUGCGUACUCACCGUGUGAAACAAAUCCUCCUAGUCCUAGACAAAGAGUACUGUCCAUUCUUCAGGCCCAAGAAAGUUAACCUAGAAUUCAAUAUUGGGUUUAGACCCAAGAAAAAUUUGAGUGCUGACUGUCUGACCAAUUCUGUUCUGUAUAAAGUUGCUCGGUUUGCCUUGGCAAUGAGUUCAUCCCAGCAGGAAUUCAUCAUGGAGAUUCUUGAGAAGAACUUUGCAUUAGACCUAGAGAGCAAUAGCCACAGAUACACCAUUGCAUGUGAACUGAUGAAUAAAAUAAGACAGCUUCAGGAAUACGAAGAUCCAGUCAAAUUCUCAAAAGAGGUAUUUAAACUCCCCGAUUCCAUGUUUUCAAUAGGCACGAGAUACCAGAGCAUGGACAGCAGCAUAUCAAGAUUGGGUGAGUCUGAUGUUGAACCCUCACAUCCCCCUGAUUCAGAUGGUGAAACUAGACCAGACCCACAUGUGUCAACUAUACCAGGUUUACCAGCUGGUCCACCGAAAACAAUAUCCGAGGAAAGUGUGAACCUGUAUCCCUUCUCCAAGGAGAUUGGUCUGAAGUUGCAUGUAAGCUGCAGUCAACAGAAAAACAAACUUGAUGUCAACAAACUGACCAAAGGAGCAAUGAUGGAAGUGACAAACUUUGCUGAAAAGUUGUGUGGGACAUUUGAGCAGAUUUGUCUGGACGUUCUCAGACACAACUUUGAGCUUGAUUUGCAAAGUGUCAAUUCUGAACUUGCUAGACAUAUUCUUGCACAAAUUCCUGUUGCAAAUGAUCAUAGAAAUGUGGCAACCUGGGUAGCUCAAGCAAAGCAAAAGAACACACGAAGAGAUUAUCCAAUAGUCAUGAGACUGAAUUGCCAAUACAAGCCAGAUGCAGAAAUAUGUAGUGCUGCAUCUACUCGAACAGUCAAGCACCAAAAUGUAAGCACUUCCACUGACAAGCAACAAAAUGACCUAAAUUCAGUUCUAUGGAGAUUGCGUAUCAAUCAAAUUCAUCGCAUCCUCUCAGUGCCUCAUGGAGAACAUUGCCCACUGUAUUCUUACUCCAGGUGUAAGAAAUUGGAUAUGGAUUUUAAUGUCGGAUUUGGAGUAAAGCAAAAUCUGGACCCAAAGUUAUUGACCAACGGCGUCAUGGUUGAAGUUAACACAUUUGCCGAAGCAAUGCUGUCAUCCACAAAAGAUUUCAUCAUGGAGGUCCUGGAGUAUAAUUUUGAUUUAAAUUUGAACAGUGAGCUAUCUCACAUUGCCUUCGCAGAGCAGCUCAUGCAAACCAUUACAACACUGAAGUCAAAGAAAUUCAGCCUGCCUCAAAAGAAAAAGCUUUUUAAACUCCCUCUGUCAGUUUUCUUUGAGGAAUAUAUUCCAGAUUGCCCCAAAUGUCAUCAAGAUAAAAAUGGCAAGCUUGUCCAGGAUGAAUCUCAUUCUGGUAAUGUGCUUUGCCAUCCUCUUGCCGUGACCAGCGUCAUUUCUACUAACGCAAGCAGCGCGGUAAAAGGGCCUCCAGAUGAUCGAACCUCUUUUUCUGCAUCAGUAGAAACAAUAUUGAACACUUACCCUCUCUGCAAGAAAAUAGGUUUAAGCCUAUGUGUGGACAAAGCUCACCCAAAACUUAAACUCGACACAUGUGUUUUGACGUGGGAGGUCAUGUGCGAGGUGUAUUCUUUUGCCAGGAAACUGUGCGGGACAAAGCACAAGCUUGUCAAUGAUGUUCUUGAGCACAACUUCAGCUUGGACAAGCAGAGUCUAGACAUGAAUCCUUCAGUGCAGUUCUACAGAGUGAAUCCACAUGAUGGAGAGCCCGCCUGGUUCAGCGAAGUUUUUAUUAUUCAGCCACCUCGCACAUUUCAAGUCAUUGAGAGUGCAGAAGAAGAGCUUCCCACUGUGCAGAGAAAUGAAUGGAAGGAAACGGUUCGAAAAAGACAACUGGAAAUGCAAGCAAAGAAGGAAAAAGCCAUGCUGUUAAGUAAUACUCUGAGUGCUGUGACAUUAACAAAGAAUAAGCAGAAAAAUCUCUAUCCUAUUUGCAAGAAAAUAGGUCUGGACCUUGAUGUUUCAUCAAAAUCAGCGGACAAAAAAAAGCUGAACUUGAAGUUACUGACAUCAUCGGUGCUGUUGGAAAUACAGAAAUUUGCAGCAACGAAAAGGAACCAGUAUUUCCCAGCUAUUUUGUUUGACAUCCUAGACUAUAACUUUGAGAUUAGCUCACAGCAUCACAGGCGCUGGGAAUUUUCAAUCGCUGCUGCAACCAAAUUCCAUUCGAUGAUCAGACAGUAUCGAAAUACUGGAAUAGAAAAGAUCUUCAAGUUACCAUUUCUGUCUGGACCCAAACUCCCACAGAGCUUAACACAAAAUCUGCAAAAUAAUAAAAGUGCUCAUAGAGUGGAUGGAAACCAAUGUGUGCAGCCAGCAACAUAUCAUGCAAUCCAAAUGCAGCCAGUGACAAUAAUGCAGAUGAAUGUCAACCCUAUGAACAUCCCUACGAUUACCUCCAUUUUUACACCUAUGAUUACCUCUGUAAUCAACCCUAUGGUUACCCCUGUGAUUAACCCAACAAUUACCCCAAUUUUUACACCUCCAGUUACCGUCAUUAAUACCCCUACAAUUGCCCCCAUGAGCACCUCUACACUUACCCCCAUGAAUACCCCUACGAUUACCUCCACCAGUACCACCACAACUGUAGGUUGUGACGGUUUUCUUCCAGGAAACCUCCAAAUUAAAGAGGAGGAAGAUGAUCCACGUUAUGGCAAUAUGCCAUCACUGGAUGUUGAAACAAACUAUCACCAAGGUAAUGAUGAUGUAAGAACUGACUUAAACACUGAGGCUGCCAAGAAUUUAGUCCCAGGUCAUCCUGCAGGCUCCCUUGGGCAUACCGCAUGUCCAACCUCUGAAAGCAAUAAUGGAAGCAAGUCAUCACAGCCCUCUGAUGGAUGUGUGCAAACUGCAUCUCUAAGUAGUGAGACUGUCAUAAAAACCGAGUCAGACACUGAGGGAUACAUGGAUUACUACAUGGUAACUGUAGGUCAGGACACAGAGAUAAAAGAGGAGCAGGAACAUGUGCCAGCUGGAAGUGCAGAAAGUGAAGUGGAUGUUAAACAGGAAUGUGAGUGUUAAUGGAAAAAAAUGUCUUUUGUAUAGACCAUUAAGUUUGAAUAAUGUUGCCUUAAUCCCUGUGAAAAGCUUUUUGUUGUUGAUGGAGAAGGAGAGUUCAAUCUUUUUUUUUUUCUUUUUCUUUUUUUUUUUUAAAGCGAUCUCAAUCUAUACAAAUAUAGUAGAGCUAUGGGUUAAAAGCCUGAAAAGAUGGCUCAUAUUGACCAAAAGCUUUCAGGGCAAAUGUCUGCAGCAUGGAACCACAUGUGUUAUUUCCCUUCUGUAGCAGCCUUUUAGUACUCUAAUUUAUAACAAAGAAUUUGGAUGUUGAACUUCAUAGAUGUUGUUUCCUUUUUUGUUCCUUUCCUUUUUUCUUUUUAUCCAUUGAGGUAUCCUGGACUGUUUGUGAAAUGCUUAUCAUUCUCUUGCUUUUUGUUUUAUAUAGUUUACUUUUUUUUUUUUUUUUACAUAUGUAUGUAUUUCACUUUAUAAAUGAGCAAACAUAGAAAUACGUCAUUAUUGUGUAAAUAUGUAUAUACAAAAAAUUUUCAGAUAAUUUUCCAGAAUGGCAACAAUAAUGUAAAUUACUAAAACUGAUCCUGCAACACAAAUAAAUGUAUGUAUUCAUAUUUGAGGUAAUAUACACAUUGAUAGCUCACUGUAUGUACAUUUUGUAUAAAGGUUUGAAAGCUCGAACCUGUCAUAUCGUCAUGGUGUGUUUUAUUUAUAUAUAUAUAUGUGUAAAUAUUACAGUGGCGAGCAAAUUUUUUAGCUCGCUAACCAAUGUAAGGUGUUUGUGAUUAAUACUUGUAUUCCCAACCAAAAAAAUAGUCUUGGUAUUUAAAUGUUAUGCUUGAUCAGUUUCUUACUGAAGUCCAGUGUGCCUAAUUAACAACAAUAUAAUAUUUACUUUUAAACAAGUUUUUGUCAGGUUUCCUGAAUAUUUGGGUUUUCUUGUGUAUGUGUCUAACAUUUGCUAAGUAUUGCAUAUUUAAUUGUAGCUGAAAUUUUCAUACUAGAGGCUUAAAGAUUAGACUUGGUGUAUGAUUUUGAUGUAAUGCCAAAAUUGGGCUGUUGGUGGUGCUCAAUACUAACAUAAUUUACUCCUUUUGUGGACCUUAUAUAUUCUACAAACCAUAUAACCAUUAAAAGAAAAGUGAGUAAAAGACUUUUUCUACAUGGCUUUAGGGAUUUUAAAAAGGAAUUCUAUCCCCAGUUCACUAAAAUAAAAAAUUCAAAAAGACAAAUCACUAAAUUGUCUGUUGGGGUGCCACUCUGUUAUGUUUUGUAUAAGUUGUUUGUAGAUUUUGAUUAUUAUUAUUACUAAUAUAAGUGGCUGAAAAUCCAACAUACAGGUGACAAAUGAAAGAAAAAAGUGAUUUGUGAGCAAGACACAAAUGUCUACUGCAAGACAAAAUCAGUGUGAAGGACUGGUAUAGAUAACAACUUUCAGGCUUAUGUGCAGCCUUGUGACCUAUUACAGAUUAAUAUGAGAAGUGGAGCUGCACAAAAAUUCUAAUGUAAUCUUUGGAUAAUGGUUUAGUAGAAGGUGGGGGGUUGGAGUAUUUAGACAUUUUACUUAAGUAAAGGUAAUAAAGUAUAUAAAAAUAUAAAGCAAGAGCAGAAAACUGCAUAACAUAGGCAUACUUAAAUUUUCCCCUCAAAAUUCCCUGAUUCUGGGAUGCUACUGGAGGGAUGCUCAUCGUUGUUCCUAAAGAAAUUCCCUGGCCUAAUGCUUGACUUCAUUAAUACACAGCAAAGCAUUUAGUGAGGUUUUGCAGAAUGCAGACUGAGCCACCACUCGCAUCAGAAUGGAAAUGUUUCACCUUUGGAUAAACCUAAUCUCUCAAGACAACCUUACAUCUAAGAGUUCAAUAGGGGCAGAGUGUGAAAGUUCUUCAUUUAAUUAGUCACCCAUCUACAGUAUUUCGAGAUAGUUUGCUUCCAAGAACUGAGAAUUUCUUGUCAUUCAUCAUAUUUACGUACUUUGUUAUGAAAAGCUAGUCAUAAAAACAUAAUUUGUUCCCAUUUCUUUUGUUGGAUGCACAAAAAAAUGCCAAAGGUAAAUACGUUUGACAGGGAUAAAAUAGUAUCUUUGCUCCAACAAGGUGGUUCCCAAAGAACUAUUACUUAAAACUUGGGAUAUUUCACCAUGGUGUGCAUGGUGUCCUUAAAACAUUGGAAGAAACUGGACAAUUGGAGGACAAAAGAAGAAUGAUUUCUAAUCUCAAUGAGAGUUUUACCUGGAUAACUAAAGGACUAAUAGAAAACAAGAAGUGGCAGGCCUUAAAAAAAGACUAUGUACAGCUGAUGAACCAUAUCUGAAAGUUAUGUGCUUAAGGUCAAACACAGCUCCUGAAAAAUUAUGUGAUUAUGAAUGCAGAAAGGUACAGUCAGAUUUUGAUCUACCAUGUUUUGCAAUCUGGAACGCAUCUCAUUGGUAAUGGUUUAAUUUGUCAGCUUGAAAAUGAUCCCAACCACACUCACAAUGCAAUAAAAGCAUAUGUGAUUAGAAAAACACACAAUGGAACACUAUCGAUCAUGGAUUGGCCUCCCCAGAGCUUGGAGGUGGACAAUACUGAAGCAAUGUGGGGCCAUAUUGAUGGAGAAUGGAAGAAAAGAAAGCCAAAAUCCAAAGAAAGAGCUAUGAAUGUUCUUCAAUAAGUCAGGAUAAUUAUUAUUAAAGAAAUGACAAGAAAGCUUGCCUGAGAGAGGGCUGAAGAAUAUAGAAUAUGUCAAUAGAAGGUGGUCAUUAAGGUGGUUUUUGCCUCUCUUUUUCUAUGUGUCUAUGUACGUUUUCAUAAAUCUCUCUACUUCUUUCACAUUCUCCCAGAAAAAUAUACUUAAAACUUUUUCAGAGCACUGUACAUCUGAAGGAGUUGAACAGUAGUUCGUUCCCUUUUGAGUUUUAUUUUUGAAAGACAAAGCCGGAAGUCUUCCGCGCACUUCCGCGUAGCUUGACUCUUGGAACUGAAGACGCCCAUUUCCAGUCCACACCCGCCCGGCUGCUGGAUCGAUCCUCCCCUCUUCAGUAGCUGGAUCGUCACCCUGGAUGCCGAUCAGCACCGCUAUUCUACCGCAACAGGUAAAAGAAUAGAAAUCAUUCCCACGCUUAUACCGAACAAAAUGCAUGACUUGCUGGAUACUGUCGCUGAAGAUUUUCUUCCCCUCUACCUGUUCUUUCAAGGUAAGUGGGAUGUCCUGCUUUAUUAAACCCAGCAUUUAAAAAGGCGAGGCAGUGCAGCGUAUUAACAACGAGGUUUGUCUACCUGCAGUACAGCCCAUUGUUAAUGUUUCAUCCUGAAAAUAUGUGGAGCUCUCAAACCUGUCUCUGAGCCACUAGUGCCAGUCUUUUGUCUGCGUUAUGGAUGAAGAGCACCCCAUAUGGCUGAAAACUGGUUCUUCAGAUCUUUUCACUGUUUACUCAUUAAUUUUGCUUGUUUGAAUAAGGCGGAGAAGAGGAAAAGGAAAACUAACCUGGAUUUAAAGAGAAAUUCAUUUUUUAAAGCAGUCAAAAUAGAUUUAGGCUCUAAAUUACUAGUCUUUUUUUCAAGAUAAUAUAAUUAUCUAUGUAUAUUAUUAGAUAUAUACUGUCUAAUAAUAUAUAUACUAUGUGCAACAACAACAAGCAGGGAAUGGCAUAUUGUUUUUAUGAUAAAAGGUGUAACUCCAAAGGUUAUUCCUGUGUUCCCUCAGGUACUACUUAAAGGAAAUGACAUGCUUCCCUGUGACUAUUAAACAUGCUGAAAAUCACUGCUGUGUUUAACCUGAGGGAGAAAAUCUAUAUGAUAUUUCUCAAAGUCACUUUAACGGUCUGCUGGGUGUCUGUGCUCACCUUCUUAGGCGACUUACAUUUGGCACUUCCUCGGUUAAAAGAUGGAAAAUAUAACACGAGGAGGGCCUCCGGUUCGAAGCCCGUCAAAUGCGUCUGUUAUCUUUAUUUUUCCUGAUAUAAAAAAGUGUCAUCAGCUGUUUAAUAGUUGAGCAAAGGUGUGAAUUUCCAUUCUUAUAUAUGAGAUGACUGGGGCAGCUUUGGAUGUUUAUGCACGUACGUGUUGAAUCACUGCAGCAAAGACUAAUUAUAGAGAUUGCUUUGUGUGUGCUUGUGUUUAUGUGUGUGUUCUGCUGCCCUCGGUGAAAACAGAACGAGGAGACUUUCUUUGCUGAAGUGGCAAAGUCCAUGUGACUGCAAUUUCUGUGACAUCUGUGCUUUAUCCCAGAAGGGACUGUUGCAUAUCCACCUGCCGAGACUCAAAGCGUUGCGUAAUAUCCACACGUUCACAUAAGUGUACAAUACACCAGUGUGGUGAAAGAGGAACCUGAUGUGCUUCAGAGUCCAUUCUCAUAUAGCAGUUACAGUGGCAUGGAUGCUGUAUUGAGGUUAAUUUGGCAUUAUUAUUAUUGUGUCUUAAGUAUGUGGGGAAGAAGAUGAGGUUGGAGGUGCUGCUGAGUGUGUGUUUUUCACUUCGGGGGUGGGGGGAGUGUACAGGAAGUUAACAAAAAAAAGGUGAAUCAUUUCAUUGAGCUGACACAUAAACGUACCAAAAAGAUUAGAAUGAUUCUUCUGUCGGAAGCGUCCCCAAUUUUCACCUGCAGCCCACUGGGGGGAAGGUGUGUGGCAUGUGUGCGCUUGUGUGUGUCUGCUCUCUUGUGAAUAGGAGGAAAAUCCCAGCACAUGCACACAGGACACACGCAUGCACACAGGCUUCUUUCUUCCUCAGGCUUCGCAAAGCUUCCUGGGCUGUGUCCGCUAGAACAGGGUCCCCCUCUGUGUGAGGAGGGUGUGUUGGACACACUCCGCGCACACAGGCCGAAACAUUGAUAUUCACGUCAGACCGGUCCAGUGUGGUGCACACAGGUGUCAAUCAGCAUGCUGGGCAGAGUCAAAGGUUCUUUGAUUCAUUUUGUUCCUCAGCACUGCUGGCUCUUAAAGGAUUUAUGUCUUAUUCCUCAUAUUAGAAACUUUCAAAAUGCUUAAUGCAAUGUUAUUUUUAAACAUCAGUGUAACAUCAAGGCUAGCUUUGCAACUGCUGGCUUUGCAACAUCAACCUGUGUAAGUAUGAAAAUAGUGUGUGCCAUUUGUUCUUCAUUUGCUUCUUAAAGACGCCAAAACUAGAACUAAACUUGCGCUGCAAAGUAAUUUGUUCUAUGCUCAAAUUUUUAAUGGUUUAUUUUCCGUCUUGAUUAUUUUUGUAGUAUUUUGUGUCCAAAAGUUCAUUCGGGGAUCUGGCAUGAUUUGAAGUAGCAUUGUGAGAUGACUGUGUUUCUCUCCACUACAUCUGCCAUACCAGCAGGGGCCGAGCUGCAAGGUAAAUCAAAUCAAAGACGCAUAAUGACAUUUUAAAGUUAUUUUCAGACAUCCAAGGGACUUCAAUCAGUGUACCAUUUUGUUGUGAACCUGUGCAGGUACAGUCACUGUUGAUGUAGAGGGUGUCCUCUUUCCUCUUUUGUUGAUUCAGUGCCGUUGUCAUCCAGGAUAUAGCAUGUCCUGUUUAAACAGUGGAGUCUCUUCUCUAACCUAGCCAACGGGAGAUAUUGUUAUAUUUGACACCAGGUACACCUCAGGGUACAGGGUUGUGUAUAAGGGUGGAUGAAACUCUGCUAAAGGCCUAUACAUGUUUGCACAUGGAAGUGUUAGGUACACGCAAAUAGCAUAGAGCUAUUGUGAAAAAGAAAGUUUGCACAGGACUCUGUGCAGUCCUGGGAAAAUCUAAGUACAUCCUUUAAGAGCAUUUAAGCGGGUAAGAAGCAGCUAGGUGGUGCUAAUCCAAUGCACUUGAUUAACUGAUGAUCAUCAAGUGUGAGCACCUCUGAGGCAGACGUUUUGGCAGUUCAGUUGUUUGUUAACACAGUGACACAUCAUCUCAGACCAUACAGGCCGCAGUUAGCAUGUUAGGUGUUAACGUUUGUGAGAGUACACUUAGAAAAAGACUGUAGAAGUAUGGAUUUUUUUGGAGGCGUUAACUGGAGAAAGUCUCUAAAAGGAAUAUGGCAGUAUUGCUUAGACUAGACAAGACUUCUGGAACAAUGUUCCUUGGACAGACAAGACCAAAGUGGAGAUGUUUGGCCAUAAUGCACAGCACCAUGUUUGGAGAAAACCAAACACAGCAU